Racocetra fulgida is the source of this 1115-nucleotide messenger RNA. The record is from the annotation of a GenBank genome assembly. Lineage: Eukaryota; Fungi; Glomeromycota; Glomeromycetes; Diversisporales; Gigasporaceae.
GAUGAUUAUGUGAAUCAACUAUUUUCAUAUGAAAAAUUCUCCGUGAUUGCUUAUGAAAAAGUCAUUCCAGCUUUCACAAAACUUGAUAAACAAUUGCUAGCUUCAGAUAAAAUACCUACAGAAUGGUCAGCAAGUAUUAGUACAAGGCUUGUUCCUGGAAUUACAAGUUUUCAUCAAGAACAAGAUAUAAAUGGUUGGAUGAUAAAUAAUAUAACCAUAAAUUUACCAAAUUGGAUAGAAAAAUAUCAAAUGGGGAAUGGUCUUUUAGUAACCCAAGACGGACUAACAUAUAGCAAGGAAAAGGCUAUAGAGUUUUUGUGUGAACCUGAAUUUAACUUUAGUGAAUCAACGUCAUUGAAAAUAUUUCAUAUAGAAAAUCAAAUAGAUCUAUUAAUGAGCAUGAAUAGAAUAGACAUUAAUGAAAAGCAUGUCUUUCAAAUUAAUCCGUUCGUUUUAUUAGACGUAUUCGAUACGAAAAACGAGAUUGAAAAAGCAUUAGGAAGCAACAAACCAUACACAGGAUUAACAGAUAUUUUUAAUAAAUAUGGUCAUUAUUUUUGCAAAAAUUAUAUAUUUGGUAAAUGUCUAGAAUCAAUGUGUUAUUCUUAUUCUGAAUUACCAAAAGAUGUGUUUAUAAAUUUUCAGCAGUCCAAGGCAUCAAAAGAACUGGACUACUUGAUAGGAACAUGGAAAAAGUUUCAGUCAGAAUUUAAUGUAAACGCAUUUUCAGGUGAUCGUUCUAUUGUUAAACCUGACAGCAUUGAAAAAUGGUUAAAUGAAACUAAUUAUCCUGAAACCUGGUAUGUUGUGAAUCGAUCAAAGUUAAUACCAAUAUGGGAACUUCUUGAUUCGAAUAUUCAAGAACAAAUUAGUGAAUUAACAAAAAACGAAGGGCGGGUUUUAAUGACUGGUGAAGAAAUGAUAAAAAACGAAAUUAAAUAUCAUAGAAUCAAGUUUGACACACCUUUACGAAGCAACAAAUAUCAAAUUAUUGGAUCUAUUGUCACAGACGAUUACAAAAAAACCAAUCUAACUGUUAAAUUUCGACUGAUGGAUUGUUACGGUUUUUUUGCUAUUAUUGAAGAACAUAAAGAUUUAAACGAUGCAAUUAAUAG